Molecule: messenger RNA, 1359 nt
Organism: Rotaria sordida
Lineage: Eukaryota; Metazoa; Rotifera; Eurotatoria; Philodinida; Philodinidae
Source: the annotation of a GenBank genome assembly
AUGUACCUAUCUAAUAGCGAUGUGAAAGACAAUGCCAAUGUUGAUUAUACUUUACAAAUACGACAAACGAACACAUCACCUAUUACCUCUAAUCCAUCACAAUCAUCGUCUCCAUCAUGCUCCGCAUUACUGGUAAUAGAUGAUAAUUCAAAUUCUGAGGACUUAAACGUAAAUAAUACAAAUAACAUUCCAAAUAAACCAUUGCUUUCGUCUAAUGCUCAAAUGUCACAUAUUCAAAUAUCAACAAAUUUAUCGCCGUCCACAGUUGAUAUUGUAAAUAAUACAGUCGAACAACAACGUCGUCGAAAUUCAUCCAUUGCAAAAUUACUCGGUGGUAAGCCAUUACACAAUCAACAAUAUGAAGAAAUCAAUCAACAAAUACUUGAUUCUCAAUCAGCUCAAAAUAUAACUAAUACUGGUGAUCAUGGAACUGAUAGUGGAAUUCAACGAACACGUAGUUCAAUAACACGAACUUUACUUAUGAACAGAGAACGAACUAAUAGCAUGACAGAAGUACCUACAAAACCGCAAGUCGUAUCAACACCACCAUUUUCAAAAGAUUUUGAAUAUUUAAUACGUGGAGAAUCUGAUAAAUCUGAUAGUGAACAUUCACCAUUCACACCUCCACAAAAUAACUCAACACCAAAAGUUUCUCAGAAUAAGAAUUCUUCUAGUAAAACAAAUAUUCAAUCAACCACACAACCAAAACUAAAACGAAAGAGAUCUAUAUCAAAAACGCCAUUAAUGUCACCAAGUAAAUCAAUAACAAAUGUUCCACCAUUUUCUCUACAUGAUCCAUUUGAUCUUAAAUCAUCAGCAACCAAUUCAGUUCCAUUGAUACAUCAUCAACAAAGUGAAUUUCUUCAUUUUAAUUCAUCAAAACGUUUUUGUCAUUCAAAUCAAUCACAACUACAACAACCACAACAACAAGGUUUAUCAAUGAAAAAACCAACGACAAAUCAAUUUUCAUAUCCAUAUGAUAAAGUUGAUAUGAACACUUCAGUUUAUAAUCAAUUUUGCAUACAUCAUGAUCGAAUUCCUUCAAAUAAUUGUUCACGUUAUACACAUUCAACAAAAUUAAUAUUGCCAUCACCAGUUACAACAUUAUCAUCAUCAUCUGGAACUGAACCACAUAAUAAUAAUAAUAAUAAUAAUAAUAAUAAGAGUACUACUAUGACAUCAAUACGUAAAUCAAAAUCGAUGCUUGUCCAACCUGAACUAUAUGAAUUUCCAAGGCAACGAUCAUAUUGCAAUAUGUCUAAUCACUCUGAUGCAUUUUUAGCAGCAUCAUCUGAACCAAGUGUACCAUUAAAAAAACGUUUACUUCAUGCAUAUAACAACGAACAGCGUCCUACAUAA